Messenger RNA from Parnassius mnemosyne (clouded apollo), 690 nucleotides. The record is from the annotation of a GenBank genome assembly. Lineage: Eukaryota; Metazoa; Arthropoda; Insecta; Lepidoptera; Papilionidae.
AUGGCUUUCACCGAACAGAUUAUCUUUGUGAGCCUAUUCUUGGCAACUAUCGGCGGAGGUAAAGCUAACGUAUCCGCACCUUCUCCUGCUGCCAUUGCGUGCUGUAUGAGAUCGCCACAAACACCGAUAAGCCCAUGUUAUGUCACCACUACUGCGGCCCCGUUAACUUGCCCAUUUAUGACAACAACAACUUUGAGUCCACCAACAAUGACUGCAACUACCAGUACUACUACUACCGAGCAACCGACAACAAGUAGGAUAACACAAAUGCCGUAUUUCACAAGCAUAAGCCCAAGGCAACCAGACGCCAUCGCAUCAUCAGCAACAUCAACUACAGAAACACCAUCGACAGCGGCGGUGCCGCUAAGACCAAACUUUGUUGUCGCACCAAAUUAUCCUAACCAUAUGCCAGUAAUCACACCACCAAUGAAUUCGAGUUCGUCUGUAGUACCUCCAUAUCCUAUGUUACGUGAUCCUCAGCAGUUCGUACCUGUUAUGAUGAACCCGAGUACGGGUCAGGCGUAUUACGUUGUAGCCAACCCUAACAAAAAUGGAAAUUCGUAUUCACAAAUCCUAAAUGUUUACACUCAAGACAGAAACACGGGAGGCUAUAAUUGGAUGCCUGUUGCAAUGUUACCACAAUUGAACAAUAAUUCAACCAUUGUAAAACCAUCUAGUGACAAUAACUAA